AUGGUGUCAUUCUUCUCCUUGGGCUUUAUGGUUGCUUUGGUGACAGCGGGAGCCACACGUAUGGACCGCUCGGAAGAAGUGCAGGUGGACAACUCAUACGAAGCAGUGUGUCCGGGUGGAAUGGGGCGCUGCUGCACCAGCAAAUGCAGUGGAAGGGAAGACUACAAGACGGGAGGGAAAUUGUCAAAGUGCAGAGUCAAGGCUGGUCAAGUCUUCAGUGACAAGAGUGCCUACAACUACAAAUGCAAGGAAAGCUGCGAUUUGGAGCGGGAGUACGUGGUGCAGUUUUCUACCAAGGGUUGGUUCGGCAGGAAGAAAGGUAAGAAAUCCCAACGAACCAAGACAGAAAGAGUAAUUGUCAAAAGAGGUGGUGGAUACUUGUCCGGUGGUUCAUGUAGCUCGUGA
Molecule: messenger RNA, 405 nt
Organism: Durusdinium trenchii
Lineage: Eukaryota; Dinophyceae; Suessiales; Symbiodiniaceae
Source: the annotation of a GenBank genome assembly